UCCAAAAGUGUGUUCCGGAGGUGGGAAUCCGGCCUGCCGCUAGCGGCCGCCCAGCCGCGGAUGCGCCCUUGUCCAAGGUGCUGAAACCACCUCCGUCCAUCAAAACAAACUUCCCCAGCGCCCACUGCUCCACAUCUACACCAGCUUGCUUUCUGGAAUUUGUAGUCAAGGGGUUUUUGUUUGCUCCGGAUCCUGAUUUGGAAGUUGAAGGGUUUCACCACCAAGUUCAGCCAAGUUGCUAUCCCAGUUCCAGAUGACUGUGUAGUCUCCACAAUGGAAGGGUCUAACGGCUCCAGCUUUGGGAUUGACUCGAUUCUGUCUCACAGAGCAGCCAGCCCCGCCUUGGCCAAAGGAGACCCGUUGAUGGGCGACUGCAGGUCUCCCCAGGAGGUGAAAGCCGGCCUGAGCCCGGUAUCGGAUGUAGGUAGCGAGCAGAGCUCGCCUUCCUCGCCCGGCCUGGAGUGCGCCGAGGUGGCGCCGCAACUGCCGGGAGCCGCGGGCGGGAUCGAGACGCAGCCGCACCCCGGGCAACUGUGCGCCGCUCCCCAGCCCAGGACUGCUACCUCCUCCUUUCUUAUCAGGGACAUUCUCGGAGACUGCAAGCCGUUAGCGACCUGCGCCCCGUAUUCAAGCAGCGGCCAGGCUCCCCAGGAAGCGGCUCAUAAACGAGGAGAAGAAUUCCUAGAGAAACUGGAGAAGAGGGAGAAUUCGUCCUCAGACACGGAAUAUAAAGUUAAGGAAGAAGCAGAGAGGGAGAUCUCAAGUAGUCGGGAGAGCCCGCCUGUGCGGUUGAAGAAGCCGCGGAAAGCUCGCACGGCCUUUACUGACCACCAGCUCGCUCAGCUGGAGAGGAGCUUCGAGCGGCAGAAGUACCUGAGCGUACAGGACAGGAUGGAACUGGCGGCCUCGCUCAAUCUCACAGACACUCAAGUCAAAACCUGGUACCAGAACAGGAGGACGAAGUGGAAAAGACAGACGGCAGUGGGACUGGAACUCUUGGCAGAGGCAGGCAAUUAUUCGGCCCUGCAGCGUAUGUUCCCAUCUCCAUACUUCUACCACCCCAGUGUCGUCUCCAACCUGGAACCGACGGCCAUGUACAUGUACCGGGGUCCUGCAGCUCCCCACCCCGUCAUCCAGCGACCCCUCGUCCCGCGGGUACUCAUCCACGGACUGGCAGCGGGGGGCGAUCAGCCGCCGCCUCUGCCCGGCCUCGCAGGUGUCCUUCCUCGGCCGCCACAGCCACGGUGAGCCGCCCUCACCAGCAGCCCCUUUACAACCCUAUCCCCGCCGCUUGGACUUCAGCGAGAAUCUCACUCUCUCUCUCUCUCUCUCUCUCACACAUACACACACACACACACACACACACACACACACACGCUCCAAUAUUUAACACAAAAAAUGUGAAACCGUUUGUAAAGAAGAUUGUAUUCAACUCUAUUUAUGUUUUUUUAUUUUCAAACUUUUAUUGUGUAAAAAGUGAGAGUUUUUAACUGUUACAAACAUAGUUUUAAUUUAAAAUUGUUUCAAUUUGCCUUUUGGCACCUACAGUGUAUUAUUUUCAUUUUAAAAUAUUUCUAGCUUUUUUAAAAGCAGCAAUCAAUUUCGUGUUAAGGAAACAGUAAUAGGGUGAAGGUAAUGUUGCACUAUUUAAAAUACUUUUUGUUGUUGAUGGACAUUUAAAUUGUACAAUUUAUUUAUUUUAAACUAAGUUACAAUGAUCGACAAGAGUUUUUCCCUGUAAUAUACUGUAAAUACUUUGUGAACGCAUACAGCUUGAUUUUUAACCGUGCGCACGUUUUUCGUCCAGUUUUCAUGUUGUCUUUUGACUUUUAGUUGGGUGUAGAUUGAAGACGGAAAUGUUCACUACCCAGGUUCUCCUCCACUCCCCCUUACCACACAUACACGCACAUUCCCACCCCCCACUUAAGUCCCCCUACCCCCUUUAACACCAAGUCUGAUUAUUUAUUGAAAGCUGGAGCAGCCCCGGAGUUGGAACAGGCAGCUGUUAGCGCGGCAGCCUGGGAGCGGCACCCGGGCUCCGGGAGCCUGACAGAUGGGGAGCGAGGGUGGCUUGGCAUUUUCCGGCGUCCUCGGCUUCUAACAGAAAGAAACAAAGCAACAGAAAGAAAAAAGAACGAGAAAAGAAUAAAGACAGUACACACACACACACACACACACACACACACACACACACACACACAAUUUCCCAAAAUUCAACAAGUCAGCGACAGCAAGUUGAAAACAAUUUGACAAAAUUCUAAAGCACAUUCAAACCUAGUUCCAUCUACACCCUGUCGUCCGUCUCUAGCUGAGUGUUUUUGCUUGGAAAUUGCUGUUAAUUGAAUACAUCCCACUCCCCUUUCAAUUACAGAUCUUAAAAUAUUUACAGCAAUGAUUACAUCGCCCGUUUCCACCGCACGCCCUCCAACCUGGCUAUUCAAAGCUAAUCUUUAGCCAGAAAAAAAGAGAUGGAUUGUUGUUAAAUUGAAUGUCUGUCCUUUAGAACAGUGCGUUUCAAUGCAAAUUCCUGUAGCUGCCAACAACGCGUCAGUCACAUAACAGUAUUCCGCUUAACGCAGGGAAAGAGCUGGGGUCCGAGGUUCACGUUCCGUUUCUAAGCAUCGACACUUUUUCUAUCAAUAUUUUGUCAGGACUUUUUUGAAUUUGUUUUGCAGGCUUUCCCGAAUUAGUGGUUUCUUUUCCCGUUGAAGUUUCUGUUUUUGUUCACACUGUCAUUUGUAAAAUACUGAAAUACAAAUCAUGACAGAACGUCCAAUGCAAUUCCAUUCAUUUUUAAAGAAAAUUAUAUAUGGGCCAAUAAAGGAUUCGCUCUGAUUUAUUAAAAAAAACUGAAAGAAAAACCUCAGGUGUGUAUCUUCAAUCCUAGGAGCCUUCGAACUGGUAACGACCGUUAGAAAUUGAGCAGAAUUAAAACAACCAAAAUAUAUGUUAAAUAAAAAUCGAAAGAACUGUGGAUGCUGUAAAUCAGAAACAGAAACAGAAGUUGCUGGAAAGAGCCCAGCAGGUCUGGCAGAAAUCUGUGAAGAGAAAUCAGAACUAACGUUUCACCGGACCCGAAACAUUAACUCUGAUUUCUCUUUGCCGGCAACUUCUGUUUUUCUCUCAAGACAUAUGUCACUCGUUUGGAUGGGGGGACUGAGGCCGAGCAGCGUUGUAUUCGGCUCCUUUUUGUUCAUUUCUCCCCGUU
Stegostoma tigrinum is the source of this 3208-nucleotide messenger RNA. RefSeq names its product BarH-like homeobox 1a (gene barhl1a). The record is from RefSeq and is a predicted model, not a curated record. Gene Ontology annotation, biological process: regulation of transcription by RNA polymerase II. The coding region runs from base 274 to 1248 and encodes 324 amino acids. Lineage: Eukaryota; Metazoa; Chordata; Chondrichthyes; Orectolobiformes; Stegostomatidae. Gene Ontology annotation, cellular component: nucleus. The transcript is spliced from 3 exons. Gene Ontology annotation, molecular function: DNA-binding transcription factor activity, RNA polymerase II-specific; RNA polymerase II transcription regulatory region sequence-specific DNA binding.